Molecule: messenger RNA, 3366 nt
Organism: Ylistrum balloti
Lineage: Eukaryota; Metazoa; Mollusca; Bivalvia; Pectinida; Pectinidae
Product: peroxisome proliferator-activated receptor alpha-like
Exons: 8
Coding region: 202-1311 (369 amino acids)
Biological process (GO): cell differentiation; positive regulation of transcription by RNA polymerase II; negative regulation of transcription by RNA polymerase II
Molecular function (GO): zinc ion binding; nuclear receptor activity; RNA polymerase II cis-regulatory region sequence-specific DNA binding
Source: RefSeq, a predicted model, not a curated record
AGCGAGUGGUUGUGUAGCUUAAGAGCUCCUCGCAGCGUUACACCAUCUCAUUGGGAUUAAUUAGUAAAAAUUCUCCAUCACCAUUGUCAGGAAUACCAGUACAUUUAGCCAUAGCGAAAGCCCACUCGUCUCGGUGCAAGGGUUCCGUGCAAUAAUCAAAACCUUAGCCGGAAUUCAUCAUGAUUGCAUAAAUAUUCAGGCAUGGCACACGGGAUACAAGUGAAUGAUGACUGUACUGUGGUGGCGGUGACAAGAACCAAUCAACGACAGAACAACAACCCACAGAAAAUAAAAAACCCGGACGGACAUAUUCUUUGCAAGAUUUGUGGCGAUAAAGCAUCUGGUUACCAUUAUGGAGUAUUCUCAUGCGAGGGCUGUAAGGGUUUCUUCAGAAGGACCGUGAGACAAAACAUGGUAUACAAACCAUGUGAGAAUCCCAACGGAUGUUUGAUCAUGCGCAUUAGCAGAAAUCGAUGUCAGUACUGUCGAAUGAAAAAAUGUAUUUCUGCCGGGAUGUCACAUGAAGGCGUGCGGUUAGGCCGAUGCCCUAAAAAGGACAAGCCUUCAAAAACAAAGUUUUUCAAGUUGCCCCAAACGUCCCACGGGUCUGUUGACGUCGAUAAGCAAAUAAAAUCCGAACAGAUGGUACUAACGAUUCACGACGCCUUCAAGUCGGCAUUCAGGUCAUUUGAAAUAUACUGUGCACGAUUCAGCAACUCUAAUCAGAAUCCAACAACAGUUACAACAGAAUCAGCGGCAAAAGCUGUUUAUUCACGAUACUUGCCGGGAAUAGUGUUAUUCCAAACAGCAUUUGCGAAAGAGAUUCCACACUUCACACAGAUGACAUUAGCUAGCCAAAGACAUCUGAUUAAGUCUAGCAUUCUUGAAACAGCUGUGAUACAUGGUAGUCUAAAUGCUGACGUUUCCAAUGGUGAAUGGAUUGACAAUAAACUGCAGUUUGUGGUACCACAGCACUAUGACCUUGAAAUCGGAACACUGGGGCAUUUAUUCCAGGACAUGUACAAAACCGCCAAGAAGCUUCAGAAGCUCGAACUCAAUGAUGUGGAACAUUCCCUCCUUGCUGCUAUGUUGUUGUUUUGCUCAGAUCGACCUGGAGUAGAGAACAAGUACACAUUAGAGAGGAUGGAACAAGAAUUGUGUUUGUCUUUAAAGUGCCAGAUGCUGUUAAGCCAUGCAGAUGACUCCCUUGUGUUCCCAAAGACAAUUGAAGUGAUGACAGACCUCAGGUCGAUCACAACUAAAUUCUUAGAUGAAAUGUUAAACGCAAAGGUCGAAGUGGAAGAUACAUGACGUCAGAUUCAAAACAUUUUGUCCACUGGAGGUGUGUUUAUGAUGGUGUAUUUGAGGUUUCAUUUGUGUGUCCAUGAGUCUGCACGUUUGUGUUUGAAGGUGAGGGUGUAUAUGUUGGAGGGUGAGUGUGUAUGUGUGUCUUUGAGAGUGAGGGUGUACGUUUGUGUUUGAAGGCGAGGGUGUAUAUGUUGGAGGGUGAGGGGGUAUGUGUGUCUUUGAGAGUGAGGGUGUACGUUUGUGUUUGAAGGCGAGGGUGUGUGUUUGUAUUUGAGAGUGAGGGUGUAUAUGCGUCUUUGAAGAUGAAGGUGUCUUUGUAGGUGAGGGUAUGAUUUAUCGUUUUAUGACAUCUGCUUAUUGAAUAUUUAUAUCUAUAUUUAAACUUAUAUAUUUAUUCGGUGACCGCCUCAUAUUCCGAAGGUGCCAUGCUCGGAACAUCCUCUAGUCCGAAGGCCCGAAGGUCCUAUAGUCUGAAGGAAGACCACUCCGAAAAAUAUUUUCCUUUUUUUAAAUUAUUUGUCCUAUAACUUUAAUCAGAACACUUUACUGUAACUUAUCUUUUAGAUUACCGCGUAUUUUCUAAUGCAACAAUAAAUAAAAAGUGCUAGGUUCGAAAAAACUUUAAUUUUGUAGGACUGAACUGUAAAACAUCAUUAUCAGGUUGUACUUAAGGUAUCCAUGUUCAUAUACUAUAACAUGUUUAUUACUUCAAUGUUUCAAUAUUCACAAAUCUCUCUGUGGCUUAGGGAUAAACAGUGAUGAUAAUUGUGAUACUCUUUUAUUUAAUCUCGAUGGAGAGAUUUGAAAUAACAAUGAAAAGUGUGCUUGUGUAACCAUGGUAAAAUACUAGCCGCAAUAUACCGUUAAGCUAGAGAGAACUUCUCUUUAGCUCGAUUUGUUAAGCGUCAGACUAGUGCGUCAGUGGUCCCGGGUUCGAUUCCUAGAGGGGGCAUUGAAAUAUAAAAUGACCUCUGUUACACUUGGGUCCAAACAUACCUACAAUAUAUCUAUGUCUAGAGGAUAUUAUCACUGCCUAUUUAUUUAUGUCUUUUGAUUUUUCUUAUAUCAUAUACCUGAACUCAUUCUUUUACAUUCUUUCAGAAUAUGCAGGCUUUGGCAUUUGUUUCAGGGUGAAACUGUAGUAUGAAUGUGAUAUAUUGUAAAGCAGAAUCAAAAAUCGUUUACAAAAACAAAACAUAUAAACAGAAAAUGAUAGAAAGCGAUUAAUAAAUUUACAUAGUAUUUACUUUCUGAAAAAAACUCUCAUACAGAAAUGAAACAUAAAAUUUCAAAACGUGAAAAAGAUGAUUUACACUUUGACUGGUAGUUAUGUAUAUUUUGAGUCCCUAAUUAGACUCUUUAAAGGUUUCAUAAAUAGUUUAUGCUUUGCCUAUAUCUAUUGUAUACAUUACCUUAACUAGGUUCUUAAGAGCUCGACACUUUACAUUCGUCGUUCUUAAUAUAUAGUUAUUUAUGACACAAAUAAAACAAGUGUUAACUGUAACAUUACCCAUUACAUAAGACCCCUAACUACAUCUCCAGUCGUCAAUGAUGAUUAUCAUAGAAUUUAAACAUAUACGAAAGUCUGUGAGACAGGUCGGCGUACAACUUUAAAAGUUUUAACUAUAAACUGGUGCAUGAUACUGGCAGGGAACUCAGACGUACACCUAUAAAAUGAAACUUUCGAUUAAUUUCCUGAUCAGCCAUUUGUCCGAACUAAAAAUGAACAUAACUAUUGUGUUUCAGAUGUCUUAAUUAAUAUCUUUACCAAUUACCUCAAAAAUCGGUAUGUAAAUUUCAAUCAAUCAGCAACCUGUAUUUGGCAGCCACUUUGAUGACAAUAUCAUUUUAAGGACACCAUUUUAGAGAGUGUCCUACUGAUAUAAUUUUCUUCAAUUCUCAUCUCGAUUCGUUAUAUAGAAUAUGAAGAUAUAGAUGGAUAGGUGUUAACCAAUCAGGAACCAGUAAAUGGCGGCCAUCUUGUCAAAUCAGAAAACGGAAGUUGUUGGCGCCAUCAACAUCCUUCGAAGUUUAGUAAAGAUCCAAUUUACAGUGUUU